Molecule: messenger RNA, 1801 nt
Organism: Camelus dromedarius (Arabian camel)
Lineage: Eukaryota; Metazoa; Chordata; Mammalia; Artiodactyla; Camelidae
Gene: INPP1
Product: inositol polyphosphate-1-phosphatase
Exons: 6
Coding region: 399-1622 (407 amino acids)
Biological process (GO): phosphatidylinositol phosphate biosynthetic process
Molecular function (GO): inositol-1,4-bisphosphate 1-phosphatase activity
Source: RefSeq, a predicted model, not a curated record
CGUCGAGCGAGGCGGCGCGCCGCCCGGCUGCGCCUCGCCCUCGGGUGACCACCGCCGUGCUCCCCGCCCCUCGCUCUCGGGCUGAGCCUGCGGCCAGACGCCUGGCGCCCCUCGGCUAGCCUCCUGCGCCCGGCCACCUCCUCCUCCGCAUUUUCCUCCUCCUUCUCCCCCGCCUCUUCCGUUUCUGGAGGGAAAGGCUGCAGCCUCCUGGGCUCCGCAUCCCGGCUUAGGUAAUACGUUUUCCUCCUUACGCCUCGCUUGCCCCGGCGCCACAACCUCCCUUCCUGCUCGGAUCUGGGUCCCCGGGCUGGGUGAACAGCACGCACCGCAUCGCCUCUCCGGACUGUAGCUGACGGCCCAGAGGGUGGGUGCCUAUUCCACCAGCAACUGCAACCAAAAUGCCAAGUUUAGAAAUGUCAGAGAUCCUCCGGGAGCUGCUCCGUGUCUCUGAGAAAGCUGCCGACAUUGCCCGGGCGUGCAGGCAGCAGGAAGCCCUCUUCCAGCUACUGAUAGAAGAAAAGAGAGAGGGAGAAAAGAACAAGAAGUUUGCAGUUGAUUUCAAGACCCUGGCUGAUGUACUGGUGCAGGAAGUUAUAAAACAGAAUAUGGAGAACAAGUUUCCAGGCUUGGGAAAAAAAAUUUUUGGAGAAGAAUCCAAUGAGUUUACUAAUGAUUUGGGGGAAAAGAUUAUCAUGAGACUGUGUCCAACAGAGGAAGAAACAGUAGAUCUUCUCAACAAAGUCCUUAGUGGUAACAAGCUGGCAUCUGAAGCGUUAGCCAAGGUUGUACAUCAGGACGUCAUCUUUACUGACCCAGCUCUGGAUUCAAUAGAGAUCAGCAUUCCACAGGACAUUUUGGCAAUUUGGGUGGAUCCCAUAGAUUCAACUUACCAGUAUAUAAAAGGUUCUGCUGACAUUAAAUCCAACCAAGGCAUCUUCCCCAGUGGACUUCAGUGUGUCACUAUUCUAAUUGGUGUCUAUGACAUACAGACAGGAGUGCCCCUGAUGGGCGUCAUCAACCAGCCUUUUGUAUCACAAGACCUAGGCACCCUCAGGUGGAAAGGACAGUGCUACUGGGGCCUUUCUUACAUGGGGACCAAUAUCCAUUCACUCCAGUCUCCGCUCUCUGCAAGGAACAGCCGUGAAGCGCGGAGCCCGGUGACCGCAAACCCCAGCUCGGGGGCAGAAAGCCCCCACCCGUUCUCAGCCGUCAUCAGCACGAGUGAAAAGGAGCCGAUCAAGGCCGCGCUCACGCGCGUGUGUGGAGAGCGCAUAUUCCGGGCGGCUGGGGCUGGUUACAAGAGCCUCUGUGUUGUCCUCGGCCUUGUCGACAUUUACAUCUUCUCAGAAGAUACCACGUUCAAGUGGGACUCCUGUGCUGCCCACGCCAUCCUCAGGGCCAUGGGUGGGGGCAUGGUGGACUUAAAAGAGUGCUUGGAAAGACAUCCCCAGGCGGGGCUCGACUUGCCGCAGUUGGUGUACCACGUGGGAAACGAGGGCGCUGCGGGGGUGGAUCAGUGGGCCAACAAGGGAGGACUCAUCGCCUACAGGUCAAGGAAGCAGCUGGAGGCGUUCCUGAGCCUCCUCAUCCAACACCUCGCCCCCAAGGACACACAUACAUAGGUGAGCUCCGUCCUCGUGGACUCCUGCACCCAACUGUGAACCUACUCCCCACAUCUCUAUCUUUGGAAGAUAGCUUUGUCCUAUUGACGGUCAACAUUCACCUUCCUCAUUUGAGGAGCAUUUUUCCAUUAUGUGUUCAUAAUGUUAAUGUCAAUAAAUGAAUGAUAUUCAUGCAGCAA